AUGCAUACACCUGCUGCCAACUCGCCUAUGGCUUCCAAACGUGAGCCAGAGAUGAGUUCUGCGGAGGAGUUCUUUGACAAGUCUCGAAAACUUCCCGACUUGGCUCGCGCAUUAGGUGACACGGUCAAUGAUAAACUUGGACCGCAGCUCAUUCAGCCCCGCUCUAAGUUUAGCAAUGCGGGUCUCCCUGCCCUGGUUGUGGAGCCCAAGAAGAAGUCCGUUGACGGACUUCCGGGAAUGAAAAUUAGUCGAACAUCUUCUUUCAUCAAUGCCAAUCCCACUGCCCAUAGAAGCCCUUUGCUGCGCUCUGCCAGCGAAUUUAAGGGCAGAAGUGGUCUUUCUCGUCAGUUUCUGAACUUUAGCUUGGAGAAGCGCGGUAGCACUUCAGCCGUGUUUUUCGAUGAUGAUGAUUAUUCCGAGCCCUCUUCCACGAAAGCCAGAUCGUCUUCCUUAAUUCGGGAGCCAUUUGAUGUCGGCUCGGGAAUAAUGGACUACGACGAGGGUGAAGAUGCUGAGAAGUUGGCUCCUUAUGGCGGUUUUUCUAGAUCAAACCUCGAGCUGUCAAUCUUGAAUCGUGACAAUGUCUUUAGCCAUGCUCCUUGGCAAAUUGAAAGAGCAGAAAAAGGCAACGGUUCGUUGGUAAAUGCUGUUGAUUUGGCAUCCGAAUGUGGCUCAAUUCAUAACAGUAGAUGGGUUGGUGCAAUGUCACUGCCAUGUGAUGCUGUCCCAACGAAUGUUUUGGAUGAUAUAUCUGAGAAGUUAAAAGACGAGUAUUCAUGUGACGCUGUGUUCAUUGACGAUGAAACGUUUCAAGGUCACUACAAUUCUUUCUGCAAGCAGAUUCUCUGGCCUACACUUCAUUACCAAAUCCCUGAUGACCCCAAAUCUAAAGCUUUUGAGGAGCAUCUGUACAACUAUUACAAGAAGGUCAACCAAAUGGUGGCAGACAAAAUCGUGGAGGCAUACAAACGUGAAAACAACCAUAAGUCUCCUAAAGACCCUCAAAAUAUGAUUUGGAUUCAUGAUUAUCACUUGUUUUUGGUUCCUUCCAUGGUGAGAGAGCAGUUACCCGAGGCUCAGAUUGGUUUCUUUUUGCAUGUCUCGUUUCCUUCCUCUGAAGUGUUCCGUUGUCUUGCUCAAAGAGAGAGUCUACUCAAGGGUGUGCUCGGAGCUGAUUGCGUCACAUUCCAGACUGAAGAGUAUGUUCGCCACUUCUUGCAAACAAGCAGUCGACUCUUGCUAGCAGACUUUAACGAUUUCGGUAUAGUUUUCAAUGGAAAAUACACCAAAGUCAAUACUAUACCUGUCGGCAUUGAUGUUCCUUCUUUACAAAAAAUUGUCGACUCUCAUGAGGUUCAAGAAUGGCAGAAAAUGAUUCGGGAGCGCUGGCGCAACCAGACGCUUCUUGUCUCUCGUGAUAAGUUGGACAAAUUAAGGGGAGUGAAGCAAAAAUUACUUGCCUACGAGAAUUACCUUCAUAAGAAUCCCUCGAAAGUUGAAAACACGGUCAUGAUACAGAUCUUCAUCGGACUGCAAGAUGAUGAUGAUUACGAGACCGAGGUCAUGGAGAUAAUCUCUAGAAUCAACUCGUUGCCCACAAAUAUCUACACAGCUCAGCCGGUCGUUGUUUUACGCCACGAUAUUGAUUUUGACCAAUACAUAGCUUUGCUCACAGAAGCAGACACAUUCAUUGUGUCAUCUAUGAGAGAAGGUUUAAAUGUGACUUGCCACGAAUUUAUCGUCGCAUCACACGAGAAAAAGGCGCCAUUAAUCAUUUCCGAGUUCACAGGCUCUUCUCAUCUCCUUGACUGUGAAGGAAAGGGCGCCUUAUUAGUCAAUCCAUGGGAUACGCGCACAUUUGGAGACAAAAUCGAACGUGCAAUGAACAUGGAACAAGGAGAGAAGGAGGAACGCUGGAAAAAAUGUUUUGAAGUCGUCGAGACUCACAAUUCCAUUUCAUGGGUUAAGAGUUGCAUUGAAUCCAUCAAUGAAGCAUGGAUUUUCAAUCAAGAGAAGAGCUCCGUGACGACGAAGCCCUUUACAUCAGAGGUGUUUUCGAAGUUUAUGGAUACAACCGACGACAAGCGUCUUUUUGUCAUUAAUGUGGAUGAUCCGAGCCUCAAUUUUGAUAGACAAGGAGGAAAAACUGCUUUGAGUCUUUCACGAGUGGGUAUUAUUUUGAACACACUCACUAGCAAUCCAAAGAACAUUGUUCUUUUCGCCAGUAUUAUGAGCCGUGAUGAAAUGGAGUUGCUGUUUAAUAACGUCGGAAAAGCAGGUCUUAUUGCCGAGUUUGGUGGCUAUAUCAAACUUCCCGGAAAGUCGCAUUGGAUUUCUGUUUUCGAUGACCAUCAAAUCGGAGUGUGGACACCACAGGUUGCACAGGUUUUUAGAGCAAAGGCUGAAAGAUUGCCAGGUUCGAAAACAAUUGUCAGUGACUGUACGGUGCGUCUUGUUGCAAACACGGCUUUGGUUCACGACCCAAAAAGAUCCGCAGAUGUCAUGGGUGAAUGUAUUCAAUAUGUGAACGAUGCAUUUGGAGAGAGCGAGGAAUUGCAUGCUACAAUUGUGGAUGGUUCGGUUGUUGUCCAACAAAAGAACUUGUCUAUUAGAGCUAUUCACUUCCUCAUUUCUUACUACAGUUCUGAUAUCAGUGGUGAUGUAUUGACACAACUGUUCAACAUCAAACGUGUUGAGUCAAUGUCAGGUACAAUGUUCCGCAAUGCCAUUGUUGAUUCGCCAACAGCCCCUCUGCCACACGGAAUUGAUCACUUGAGUCAUCUCUUCUAUUCUGGAGGUAUGAACCCAAUUGAUGAAGGUAUUUAUGACAUCGCUCACACCUUGAAGAAAGAUAAGUUUGUGGCCAACACCCUCACCGUUGCCGUGAACAAUGACAAUUCACAGAAUGUGUCAUCUGCUGACUACAGUUGUAUGGGACAAAAUGAAUUGUUUGGAAUUCUCGGACAAGCAUGCAAAGAUUUUGCAGAAUCCUAA
Molecule: messenger RNA, 2994 nt
Organism: Australozyma saopauloensis
Lineage: Eukaryota; Fungi; Ascomycota; Pichiomycetes; Serinales; Metschnikowiaceae
Gene: TPS3
Product: trehalose 6-phosphate synthase/phosphatase complex subunit
Exons: 1
Coding region: 1-2994 (997 amino acids)
Biological process (GO): trehalose biosynthetic process
Cellular component (GO): alpha,alpha-trehalose-phosphate synthase complex (UDP-forming); cytosol
Molecular function (GO): trehalose-phosphatase activity
Source: RefSeq, a predicted model, not a curated record